Molecule: messenger RNA, 1709 nt
Organism: Odontomachus brunneus
Lineage: Eukaryota; Metazoa; Arthropoda; Insecta; Hymenoptera; Formicidae
Product: putative nuclease HARBI1
Exons: 6
Coding region: 547-1686 (379 amino acids)
Source: RefSeq, a predicted model, not a curated record
GCGUGAAACUACUCGAGGCCUGUUGACUGCGGUUGCACAUCAGGUUGCCAUACUGAGCUGCACUAUGAAAGUUUUGGCCAAUCAGAAUUGAGGAACAAUAAUUGCCAUUGGAAAACAUAUUCCUAACCUAAAUAUUACUAAUAUGUCAAAUUUGUGCAGAACUCGCGACGUAGGUGUUUAACACUAAAAUAAUUAAACAAUAUAUUUUAUAAAAAAAGAUUUGUUAAAAUGGAUACGUAUUAUUAUAUUUACACCGUGAUAAUAUCAGCAAGUUAUUUAUUUUUGCGAAAGCGUAAGCAAAUAAAAAAAAACGAUUAUGGAUACGACCUAUAAAUGUACGUCAACCACUAUUUGGUGAUUUCCAACAUCUUUUUCAAGAACUGAAAGAAGAUAGAACAAAGUUCUUCAAAUAUACGAAAAUGAAUCUGUUCACUUUUAAUAAGUUAUUAGAUAUAUUACGACCUCACCUAGAGAAAAGAAAUUGGAGAGCAUUACCGGCAGAACAGCGGCUUAUUAUUAUACUCAGCCGUAAACAAAGAAUCAGUAAUGGAUCGAUAUAAUGCAAUAAUUCUGGCAUUAUUAGAGGAUGAUAUUGUACACAGAAAUGUAGUAGGCUAUUUAGCAGAGGAAUUGCAAGAACAGUUACCAAAUGGUUUCCAUAUUCAAGAACGUGGUGUUCGUAAUAAAAAUAGAAAUUAUUAUGAAGUAAUAAUUCCAUUAUACAAUGACAUCGUUUUUAAGGAACAUUUUAGAAUGUCUACAAGAGCUAUAGAAGAGUUAGCAAUUAUGAUUGGCAAUGUCAUAGCAAAUCCAAAUCAUGUAGCGCCAUUAAGAAAAAAAAUCCUAUUCACCAUUUGGGUCUUAGCUAAGCAGGAAAGUUAUCUCGCAGCUGGAGAUAGAUUUGGGUUUGCAAAAAGUACCGGUCAUAAUAUAGUAAAAGAUAUUGUAAAUACAUUGGUGCAAUUAAUGCCAAAUGUUAUUGUAUGGCCAAAUAGACAAAGCUGUAGGGCGUCAUCUAUUAUUUUUGAACAACGUUCACGUGGGUUCCCUGGUGUUGUAGGUGCAAUCGAUGGAUGUCAUAUAACAUGUAAGGCGCCACCACACAAUGCAAACGAUUAUUAUAAUAGGAAAGGAUCUCAUUCAAUUAUCUUUCAAGGUGUAUGUGACCACAAGGCACGUUUUAUAAACAUAUAUGUCGGAUUGCCAGGACGCAUGCAUGAUGCCCACGUAUUUAGAUGCAGUAAUUUAUAUCGACAACUAUCAAAUGCAGAAAAUCCGUUAUUACCACCGGAUUUACAUUUGAUUGGAGAUGCAGCAUAUCCUUUGCUGCAAAAUGUAAUGACGCCAUUCCGAGACACAGGUCAUUUGACAAGAGCACAAAUUGUUUAUAACAUGAAGUUAGCAAAAAUACGCAAUAUUAUAGAAAGAGCUUUCGGUCUUUUGAAGUGCAAAUUUCGUAGACUCUAUUUUUUAGAUGUAGGUGACUUUGAACUUGGGCAAAAAAUGAUUGUUGCUUCAUGUAUAUUGCAUAAUUUUAUGAUAAAUAGAGGCGAGAUAGAUGUAGAAGACAAUGAAGUAAAUGAAAACGAAAUUGUAUUAAAUAAUGUCGAUAAUGAAAAUGAAAAUGAAAUGGACGAUAGAAAUGCAAUAGUGAAAAGAAAUACUUUAAUGUAUUUAUUUAGAUAAAAUAAACACACAUGAAAAACUUA